Saccostrea echinata is the source of this 1596-nucleotide messenger RNA. Its product is annotated as guanylate cyclase 32E-like. Bases 1 to 1596 code for a protein of 531 amino acids. The transcript has 6 exons. Gene Ontology annotation, molecular function: peptide receptor activity; guanylate cyclase activity. Gene Ontology annotation, biological process: receptor guanylyl cyclase signaling pathway; cGMP biosynthetic process; intracellular signal transduction. The record is from RefSeq and is a predicted model, not a curated record. Lineage: Eukaryota; Metazoa; Mollusca; Bivalvia; Ostreida; Ostreidae.
AUGCUAGGAAACACAAAGAAAAUACAAACAACCUUAGGUGUGUUACAAUAUAUAGGAACAACAAUCCUGGAGGUCAAUUUCUCCAAUGACUCUGAUAUUUUUAAGAGUCUUCACAAUACUCUAGAAGGGACAGAACAUUAUUUAACAGAAUACUGCCGGUCUUAUGAUUCUGACGAUCCAAUUCUAUGUAACACAGUUGGCAAAUUAAAACCAUCUGAUGUCUAUAAUAUACAGUAUCUAAAAGUACCGGUUUUUGAAAACCAGUUCUCUGUUAUAAUAGCAUCGACCAUUAAAGAUACAAGUCAGAUGAAGCUCAUGGAUAUUACAAACUAUUUGGAGUAUAAAGCUGCCGUGGAAUCGUGCCAUUUCCUUCUUAUGGACAUGAUUGAGUGUGGAUUAGCCACUAAAGACUCUACAAGACUUUCUUUAAUUGAAAGCUACCAUCAAGCCAAGCUUGUAUACUUACGUUCCGUAAAUAAUAGGAUGUACAAUAAAACCAUUCUCAAUUCCCUUUGCCAUGAUUUAUCUGGAACAGAAGAUUUCUCCUCGUACAUUUCCCAUGUUGUCUUUGUCAGUAACGAUAUCCGAAGUCAAGUAUAUUACUAUCAACAUAAUUUAGUAACAGCUCUAAAUAACCAGAAAGCCUUUCAUGUAACUAGGAUCGUCUGUAUCUGUAUCCUGUCCUUUUUCGUCUUUGUGAUGCUCUUUGUGGUGGUACAGACCAUUAGAACAUUCAAUGCAGGCAUUUUUAGCAUUGCAGAGGAACUAUCUGAAAAGACAAUCCUCUUAGAAAAGGAAAAACAAAUAACAGAGGAGAUUCUAUUUCAAAUGAUCCCAAGGUCAGUUGUCAGUCACCUUAAGACAAAAAAGGGGGUUUGUGCCGAGAUGUUCGAAUCUGUAACUGUUUACUUUAGUGAUGUAGUGGGUUUUACUGCCAUAUCAGCCAAAAUAAGUCCAAUGCAGGUCGUGGAAUUACUGAAUACUAUUUACUCCAUCUUUGAUGUGAGAAUAGAAACAUAUGACGUCUACAAGGUCGAAACUAUAGGUGAUGCUUAUAUGGUAGCUAGCGGGGUGCCCAACAGAAACGGUGAAAAGCAUGCGGAGGAAAUAGCAACUAUGGCCAUAGAUUUGCUAGCCGCAAUUAAACAAGUUUUCAUUCCAAAAACAGUCGGAAAAGAUCACAUCCGAAUACGGAUAGGAAUUCAUACAGGUCCCUGUGUGGCUGGAGUAGUUGGGAUCAAAAUGCCGCGAUAUUGUCUCUUUGGUGACACCAUUAAUACCGCUUCCAGAAUGGAGUCCACUGGAUUACCAAUGAAAAUCCACUGCAGUGAAGCCACCUAUGACAUUUUAUUUAAUUCCGGACAAUUUACAUUAGUAGAAAGAGGAGAGGUGGAAAUCAAGGGAAAGGGAAUGAUGACGACAUACUGGCUGAAAGGCCGAGAAGACAUGGAUGAAGUGAACGAUAGCAUGGUCUGUAAGUUCGUACCCCGAAAGAAGAAAAUGGGGAAUCUAAUUUCCGAUUCUAGAAGCACCCUAGAGUCAAGAACACAUUCAUCUAUUACUGACAAUGCUAUUUCAUCAGAUUUCAAAACAUAG